This is a messenger RNA of Didymodactylos carnosus, 743 nucleotides long. Lineage: Eukaryota; Metazoa; Rotifera; Eurotatoria; Philodinida; Philodinidae. The record is from the annotation of a GenBank genome assembly.
AUGGAACAAGAAAUGGAUAAUAGUAGUUUAUUAUUUGAAAAUAAUGAUAAUAAUAGAAUAACGACAAAUGAACAUACGAAUACUGUUAAAAAAUGGACAAAAAAAUCAUUAUUUCGAUUACGUUCAUCUUCAUUUCAUCAUCAUGAAUCAUUUGAUAAUGGAAAUUAUAGAUUUCAACGAACAACCACAUCAUCACUAAAAGAUGGCACAUUUCCUCUAUUUCGACGAUUUUAUUUAACACAUAGUUCAUUAAAACGAACACGUCGUCAUUUAAAUAUAGUUUUUAAACGAUCAUCAAAAUUAAAUAAAAAAAUAUUUUGUCAUGAAAUUAUUUUUAUUAUUUUAUUUACAUUAAUUAUAACAAGUUUAUUACUAUUUGUUCUAUUUCUUGAUUUUUUCUAUUUAAAUGAAAGACAACAACGAUCAUCAUCUUCAAUGAAAACUAUUAAUAAUGCAUUAAAUGAAUUAAACGAUUGUUUGGCGACAUCAGGUAACAUUACAACACAAUUAUUUGCACAACAAGUAAGUUAUUACUUUAGGAUAAAAGAUUCAAUAUUCAAUUCGUUGCUGGGCAUUUUUCCAUAGAGCAGGCGGACAUCUGGUUUUUUUGAGUUAAAAAAUGAUUAUUUUUUGCAUAAUAUAGUUUUAUUAUGUGUCAGAUAUUAAUAGAAGUAAAAAAAAGUCGAAUUUGAAAUAAAAAAUGUGUUUUCAAUGACAAAUCUCUAAAGGUUACCCCUGAUCCU